This is a messenger RNA of Tachyglossus aculeatus (Australian echidna), 3213 nucleotides long. RefSeq names its product sorting nexin 33 (gene SNX33). Gene Ontology annotation, biological process: mitotic cytokinesis; mitotic cell cycle; intracellular protein transport. The transcript is spliced from 3 exons. Gene Ontology annotation, molecular function: protein binding; phosphatidylinositol binding. The record is from RefSeq and is a predicted model, not a curated record. The coding region runs from base 813 to 2546 and encodes 577 amino acids. NCBI's taxonomy places the organism in Eukaryota, Metazoa, Chordata, Mammalia, Monotremata, Tachyglossidae. Gene Ontology annotation, cellular component: plasma membrane; cytoplasmic vesicle.
UGGUGGAGCGGCCGGUGGAGCGGCGGGGGCCCCGCGGCCAAGGCGACACCAACUUGGCGCCACACUUUGCCCCGCACGCACUGCACACUACACACACUACACACUACACACACCGACACACACUACACACACCGACACACCGACACACACACACCGACACACACCGACCGACCGGACCCGGGGGACACCGGGCGGCCCGGACCGGCCUGGGGGCAACAAAAUGGAGUGAAAGGACGACGACGAGAAGGAGGAGGAGGAAGAAGAAGAAGAAAAGGAGGAGGAGGAUGAGGAUGGAGGGGCCCCCGCAGCUGCAAGGAGCGAGCCCUGCCAGAGAGGUGCCCCGGUUUCUCUCGGAAGAGACUUUCCCCCCGUCCUGGAUGGAUUUCCGGGAUUGUGGUUUGCAAGAGGGAAAUUUCUCCCCGAGGACUUCGUUCCAGCAAAAAGGGCCUCCCCCCACCCGCCCUGGGCGGCCUUGAGGUGCGGCUUGGAUUCUGGGGGGACCAGAGGCCCGGAAAACUCCAGCCUCGCUCAGGGCGAGAAGGCGGCACCCCCGGCGUGACAGCCACACGGAGGCUGCCCCAGCAUUACAUUCCCAGCUAAAAGAAGAAGCCAGAUCCCGCUCCUUGUCGGAACUCGGUUUCCCGGCCCUCGUGCCCCAGCCUCCUUCGAACUCCGCAAGUCGAACCACCGCAGAGCGGUAGGCCCCGGGCCGAGGAGGCGUGCGACGCUUGCGUGUGGGGGUUUGCGCACGCGCCGGAUCUCCCCCGUGUUCAAGUGGGGUGGGGGGGCGUCGCCCCCGCUCCCCCCCAGCCAUGGCGUUGAAGGGCCGGGCGCUGUACGACUUCCAGAGCGAAAAUAAAGAGGAGAUCAGCAUCCAGCAGGGCGAGGAGCUGGUGGUGUUCAGCGAGCACUCCCUGGAUGGGUGGCUGCAGGGCCAGAACAGCCGGGGCCAGACGGGCCUGUUCCCGGCCUCCUACGUGGAGGUCGUGCGCGCCCGCUCCGGGUCCAGCCCCGCGGGCUCUCCCGGCGGCGACGGCGCCUUCCCCGGGGCCCCGGCCGGCGGUGUCGGCGCCUUCCCCGGGGCCCCGGCCGGCGGUGUCGGCGGCGGCGACGGCGGCGACGGCCACCGCUGGGGCAGCUUCGAGGACGACGACGACGACGACGACGACUGGGACGACUGGGACGACGGGGGCCCGGCGGCGGAGGAGCCGCGGGGGGCCGGGCCGGGCGCCAACGGGCACCCGCCGCUCAACCUGUCCUACCCGGGGGCCUACCCCAAGCAGCACAUGGGCUUCCGGGCCGCGGGGCCCCUGGAGCGCCAGGACAGCUCGGCCUCGGCCAAGCGGGGCAGCGUGGUGGGGCGCAACCUGAACCGCUUCUCCUGCUUCGUGCGCUCCGGGGUGGAGGCCUUCAUCCUGGGGGACGUGCCCCCGCCGGCCCAGGUGGCCGAGACCUACUGCAUCGAGAUGGGCCCCCGCGGGCCCCAGUGGCGGGCCAACCCGCACCCGUUGGCCUGCUCCGUGGAGGACCCCACCCGGCAGACCAAGUUCAAGGGCAUCAAGAGCUACAUCUCCUACAAGCUGACGCCCGGCCGGGCCGGCGCCCCCGUCUACCGGCGCUACAAGCACUUCGACUGGCUCUACAACCGCCUGCUGCACAAGUUCACGGUCAUCUCGGUGCCCCACCUGCCCGAGAAGCAGGCCACCGGCCGCUUCGACGAGGACUUCAUCGAGAAGCGCAAGCGGCGGCUGGUCCUCUGGAUGGACCACAUGACCAGCCACCCCGUGCUCUCCCAGUACGAGGGCUUCCGCCACUUCCUCAGCUGCGGCGACGCCAAGCAGUGGAAGAUGGGCAAGCGGCGGGCCGAGAGGGACGAGAUGGUGGGCGCCAGCUUCCUCCUCACCUUCCGGAUCCCCACCGAGCACCAGGACCUGCAGGACGUGGAGGACCGCGUGGACACCUUCAAGGCCUUCAGCAAGAAGAUGGACGACAGCGUGCUGCAGCUGAGCGGCGUGGCCUCGGAGCUGGUGCGCAAGCACCUGGGCGGCUUCCGCAAGGAGUUCCAGAAGCUGGGCCAGGCCUUCCAGGCCGUCAGCCACUCCUUCCAGCUGGACCCCCCCUACAGCUCGGACGCCCUCAACGGUGCCAUCUCGCACACGGGCAAGACCUACGAGGCCGUCGGGGAGAUGUUUGCCGAGCAGCCCAAGAACGACCUCUUCCAGAUGUUGGACACUCUGACCCUCUACCAGGGGCUGCUCUCCAACUUCCCGGACAUCAUCCACCUGCAGAAAGGAGCCUUCGCCAAGGUGAAGGAGAGCCAGCGCAUGAGCGACGAGGGCAAGAUGGACCAGGACGAGGCGGACGGGAUCCGCAAACGGUGCCGGGUGGUCGGCUUCGCCCUGCAGGCCGAGAUGAACCACUUUCACGAGCGCCGGGUGCUGGACUUCAAGCAGAUGAUGCAGGCCUACCUGAAGCAGCAGAUCCUCUUCUUCCAGCGCGUCAGCCAGCAGCUGGAGAAGACCCUGCACAUGUAUGACAGCCUCUAACAUACCUCCCCUCCCCCCCAGCCCCGGGCCCCCCGCUCUCCUCCGUCCGUUGGGACCCCGCAGGACUACCUUUCAGGAGGCUGAGCGGAAAGGGAAACUCCGGACAGACGUGACCAAAUUCCACCUUCUCCCCUUCCCUUGAGGGUGUGUGUGCGUGCGUGCGUGUGUGUGUCUGUGUACACGUGUGCGUGUGUUUGUGUGUGUGCGCACCCGACCUGGAGCUGCUUCGCUGAGACCAAACAGGAUGUAAUGACACUAAUGACUCUGAGACCAUCCAGACCCACCCUGGCUCAGCCUCCUUCCGGCCCAAGCGGGGACCUGGGUUCAAGGGAACGUGCCUGCAGAGGCAGGGAGGCCGGGAAGAGGCCUGGCGACUGACGGUUGAAGACCCUCGGAGGACUUUAGAGAUGGGCUGGCCAGGGGAGGCCUCCCCGGGUCUCUGAGCCCCGGGGCCGAUCGGGUCUCGGGCUUGACGUUUUUCCAUCCCGCUGCCCGAUCCGGACGGGGUCGAACAGAGCAGCAGUGGGAGACCCUUUGCAGUGGGGCGGGGAAGUGGAUGUCCCUCCCUCCCCCCUCCCCAAACCAAAUCCACUGCCUUUUACUUCCAAAUUGACAAGGCGUUAUUUUUUUUCUCCUGCAGAAUUCAGUAAAGGCCACGGUGGUGGGC